AUGCUCGGGGCCGGCUGGGCUGGACCACCGCCCCAGCACCGGACGCGCCCCCGGGCAAGGGAAACGCGCCUGCGGUUGAUCCUGACGGGGAUCCCGGGCAUGGAGCAGCUGCACGUCGGGGUCUCCAUCCCGUUCUGCUGCACAGCCCUGCUGGGCUUUGGGGUGCUGCUGCUGCUCCCCAUCUGUGCAGAGCACAGCCUGCACCAGCCCUUGUUCCCGGCCGACACCAUGCUGGCCAUCACUGAGCUCAUGCUCUCCCCCACGGCAGUGCCCAAGACUCUGGCUCUCUUCUGGUUCCGAGCCAGGGAGAUUUCCCUGGGCGCCUGCCUGACCCAGGUGUUCUCCCUGCGCUUCACCAGCCUGGCAGAGUCCAAGAUGCUGCUGGCCAUGGCCUUCGACCACUUCUGGCCCUCUGCUUCCUGCUGUGCCACGGGCCAAAACGGGCUGGCAGCUGUGCUGAGGGGCUCCUGCAUCGUCCUGCCCUAUUUCCUGCGGCGGCAGCUGCCGUUCUGCGGGCUCAUGGUGCACACCCACUGCAGCACAUGGCGUGGCACGCCUGACCAUGCGUCUGCUCGGGCCGGCCGUGCCCUUCAGCGUGGCCCUGCUGGCCUGGCCCUCACCGCCGUGUCCUACGGCUUCACCCUGCUGGCGCUCUGGCGGCUGCCGUGGUGCUCUGCCCGCUGCACGGCCCUGCACGCCUGCAGAUCACACGCCUGCAGAUCACACACCUGCAGCUCUCACACCUGCUGCUAG
Passer domesticus (house sparrow) is the source of this 753-nucleotide messenger RNA. RefSeq names its product olfactory receptor 52H1-like. Gene Ontology annotation, molecular function: olfactory receptor activity. Gene Ontology annotation, cellular component: plasma membrane. NCBI's taxonomy places the organism in Eukaryota, Metazoa, Chordata, Aves, Passeriformes, Passeridae. Gene Ontology annotation, biological process: G protein-coupled receptor signaling pathway. The record is from RefSeq and is a predicted model, not a curated record.